Apis dorsata (giant honeybee) is the source of this 1764-nucleotide messenger RNA. RefSeq lists its product as uncharacterized. Gene Ontology annotation, cellular component: extracellular region. The record is from RefSeq and is a predicted model, not a curated record. The coding region runs from base 372 to 1046 and encodes 224 amino acids. The transcript has 4 exons. NCBI's taxonomy places the organism in Eukaryota, Metazoa, Arthropoda, Insecta, Hymenoptera, Apidae. Gene Ontology annotation, molecular function: chitin binding.
AUUUGCUUAAUUAUAAUUGUAUUAAUUCGUGAUUUAAAAUUUCAUUUCUUUGAUAUACGAAUAAACUCGAUCGGUUUUAAUUUCGAUCAUAGUGUCGCGAUCGCAUUCUAAUCGAUAAUGUUGGAAACGAUACAAGGAUGGUAACAUCGACAUCGUCGAAUUCUCAGUGUAACGCAAAGCAGGUUGAAUGUUAAAUUUGUACGUCAUUUUCACGAAUAAAUUCGUUCGUAUGUUUCGCAAAAAUUUUUCGCAAUCUUCCUCUUUUUAUGGUUAAGGAGUAUCGUCCUUUAAUCGAAUUAACUACCAGCUUCGCUAAACGUAAAAUAAUAACCGGAUAUCCCGGUUAGCAAUCGUUUAGACCAUAACGAGAAAUGGCGUUAUGCUUUUCGAGAAAUUACGCGGUCAUUAAGGUCGAUAAGUUCUCCGAGUGGCAUGGUUCGAAAACCGGUAGUGCAAGUAAAGACAGCUACCACAUCAGCCGAGUAUCAGUGUGCAAAGAUUGUGAUUCGAAAAACAAAAAUUGCGAGUCGAUUGAACGAACAUCUUACGCUCGUUUUCUUUUUUUUUUUUUUUGUAAAAUGGAUCAUUCGAUGAUAUUCUUGUUGAAGUUUCUGCUCUGGGCUCGUUUGCUCCUCGCAGUCGUUUCUUUACCAACCUUGGGUUACGUCGAUCGACAUCGUUUAGAGACUUACGAAGAUUUUUCCGAGGAACGACUUGGCGACUUGGAUUUUUUUAACAACCUGAUCUUUCGAUUCUCUUGCGAGGGAAAACCGAUUGGCCUGUACGCGGAUCUAGAAUACGAUUGCCGAAUUUUCCACGCUUGCGAUGAUUCGGGAAAAGGUUUCCCCGUCGUCUGUCCGAAGGAUACGUUUUUCGAUCAACGGGAACGUGUGUGCAGCGACGAAGGACACGUCGAUUGUGAACACGCGAACGAAUGGUUUUACUUAAACGAGUUGCCAUUCUCGGUGGAAGCGACGGAUGAGAAUCACGCGCGAACAGAAGAAAAAGAAGAAGUUCCUUCGGUGUUGCCUCUUCUGCUACAGUGACGAAAUCAGAGAUUAAAACGUUUCGCGUUUAAUUUUACGUGAAAGUGUGAAAUAAAAAACGUUUCAGUGGAUCAGUUCAACUCGUAUACUGUAUAAUUGAUCUUCAAACGGUUCGACGGACCAUCAUCGUGAUUCUAUCGUAUCCAAAUGCGGUAUUCGCAUUAAUUUUAGAAAUAGAGAAGCAAAAUGAGAAAAUCGAUAGCGCUUUAUUAUCAUUUAAAAAAUUAGUGUUGAAUAGAAACGUUCUUCAAGACUUUAAAAUUAACUGAUUCCUGAUCGCGAUAAAGCGCAGAAUCCAAUAACAUUCUUCUCUCCCGUUGCUCGUUUUAUCGUUUAACGACGAAGAAGAAAGGAGAAGCAUCCGAGACGAGAAUAAUUACAUUGCGCGCGCGUCGUAAUCCAGCGAUUCUUAUCUUAAGAAAAAACUAGCGGUGGCGAGAACAAUCGAUAAAAAGGCGAGAGACAAUGGGAGCGGGCGGAGAGGUGGUGGUCGAGCAAAGGAAAUCAGUGGAUGAGUGGAUUCUGAAGCGUUUUAUUUUUCGUAAACGUAGAAACAUAGAGAGAAAGAGAGAGAGAGAGAUAGAGCAAAACAAUCGCUUACAGCCUUACAAACUAAAGAUUUUUAUUCGAUAUAACAUUAUAUAUUCCUGCGUUGUCUUUGAUCAUCAUCGAGCGUACCGAUUACACCGAGAUCGAUAAGAGAGAGUUGCCCAACGAA